AUGAGGCCACGAAAUUUCUGUUUGGACAAGAAAACAACAGCUGUGAAUUGGAUUGAGGGACGUGGGAAGUUGGUGGUGUGUGAGGCUAUAAUUAAGGAGGAGGUGGUGAAUAACGUGUUGAAGACCAUCGUAGAGGCCGUAGUGGAGCUUAACAUGCUAAAAAACCUUACUGGUUUAGUCGUGGCUGGUGCUCUUGGUGGGUUCAAUGCCCAUGCCAACAAUAUCAUGUCUGCUAUCUACAUUGCCACUGGUCAAGAUCCUGACCAGAAUGUGGAGAGUUCUCACUACAUCACCAUGAUGGAAGCUGUCAAUGGUGGCAAGGACCUUCACAUUUUUGUGACCAUGCCCUCAAUUGAGGUACAACGCUUCUCUCAUGUUUUACUAUUUCUCUGUUAUUGGGGAAAAUUCUUGCAUUACAAUGCUUGGAGUAAUGCUUCCAAAAACGAGUUUCCCCAAUUGAAAAAAGCACUUUGCCCUAAUUGGAAAUCUGACUUAAGACCCCCAGACGCAUUUUCUACUUAA
Vigna radiata var. radiata (mung bean) is the source of this 522-nucleotide messenger RNA. RefSeq names its product 3-hydroxy-3-methylglutaryl-coenzyme A reductase 2-like. The record is from RefSeq and is a predicted model, not a curated record. Lineage: Eukaryota; Viridiplantae; Streptophyta; Magnoliopsida; Fabales; Fabaceae. The coding region runs from base 1 to 522 and encodes 173 amino acids. Gene Ontology annotation, biological process: sterol biosynthetic process; coenzyme A metabolic process; isoprenoid biosynthetic process. Gene Ontology annotation, molecular function: hydroxymethylglutaryl-CoA reductase (NADPH) activity. Gene Ontology annotation, cellular component: endoplasmic reticulum membrane; peroxisomal membrane. The transcript is spliced from 2 exons.